Messenger RNA from Microdochium trichocladiopsis, 1553 nucleotides. RefSeq lists its product as uncharacterized. The coding region runs from base 320 to 1129 and encodes 269 amino acids. The record is from RefSeq and is a predicted model, not a curated record. NCBI's taxonomy places the organism in Eukaryota, Fungi, Ascomycota, Sordariomycetes, Xylariales, Microdochiaceae. The transcript has a single exon.
CUCCAUCCCAACACCAACAUUUUGCGCAAUACCUCUUUGUCGCAAUCACCAACAAGCAUACUGCUUGCACUCGACAGUCUCUUUCGCAGUCUCGUCGAUACCGACAGCCCAUUGUCGCCACUGCGCAUCCUCUGUAUCAGCCUACGCACCGUCCGCGACAGUCCCCAGCCCGCCGCCUUGCGAUUUCCCGCCUGUCGCAUUCCAGUCGCAACAGGUCGCACAUCACAUUGCGCCCGAGCCGCCCAAGUCAACGCAAGCUACACCUCCACAGUCCAGCAAGCGCAACUUCCCGCAGCAUCUUUCAGCUACAGCCGCAACCAUGUUGAUGCCCUCGGCCCUCUCCUGCGACUCGUCGCAGGCGCCAGUCACUCGCCUCCAGGCAUCGCUCUUCGCCUCACCCCCAGCCAGCCCUCCCGCCGCAUCACACAAUGCCUUUGGCAACAUCUUCAGCUCGUGUCGCGCCCUGCAAUCGAUGCUCACCGCGCCGUCGCCAAGUCCUUCAAGCAGCACGUUCAGCCAGAUGCCCACACCUCCUUUGGCCCACGCUGCCCUUCCCGAACCCACGCCCAUGAAGCUCAGACUCCGUGCGCGCAAAUCAGACAACGAGGCCGCCCCACGCAAGAAGAUUACAAAACGCAGCGCGCCGCCUCGCGGUCGCAACAAGCGCCGCCGGGGUCUCGAUGACGACAUGGGUCGCGACGACGUGGACAGCGAGCUCGAGCUGGAACAGUCCGAGUCCGAACAGGAGGAGGAAGCUGGUCCCGCUCAACCCACUACUCCGAAGCGCGCUCGUCUUGCGCCAGAGAUAAUACCCCUCGGUCUCGAGCGGUCAGACUUCCACAACCUGCACGCUCUACAAGGAUUUACCGACAUCGUGUCGGGACAGUCUGCGGACGCUGAGGUCGAGGCCGAUGGUGAGAGUUGGACUUUAGAAGACGACCGUAUUCUGGUCGAGCUCAUCCUCGAGAAGCUCAAGCUAUCGAAAUCGGACUGGCAGGACUGCGCCAGAAGUCUUGGCAAGGACCGGAGUAGUCUCGGUCGGCGCUGGAAGACGCUUGUCAAUGCCGGAGAUGUCGGCCUCAAGAACACGAGGAGUCGGCGGAACAAGAUCCACGCCACAUGGCGGUGAUGAUGCUGGGCGCCCCCUUCAGUUUCUUGAACUUCGUUAUUUGGUGUUCGUUUCGAGCACUUUUAUCGCAUGCUGGCCACCCUGCCCGCUUAGAGAUUUAUUUUGUCGCAAGCAUUUCUCAGAGGAGUUUAUCUGUUUGUCAUCUAACACACGGGGUCUUGAGGAGGGCCGCCAUGUGUUGCGGAGUUUGUUUUAGAUGAGGCCAGCGAGCCAAAGGCGUUAUUCCCAUCAAUGUGUUUCUGAGAUAUCCACACCACCAGUUGUCGACUCAUUUUCGAUACUUUCUACAUGGGCAAUGGUAUCUGCCAAUGCCAUGGCCACCUUUUUCUCAAGGGCUUGCAGCAAGACUUCUUCUUCUGACCAAGCAGUUCCAUGAAUAAUACAAGGUUAUACUACCAAUUACUCAAGACUGAUAUCUUGCAUA